Budorcas taxicolor (takin) is the source of this 2858-nucleotide messenger RNA. It is a transcript of the gene ZNF691, whose product is annotated as zinc finger protein 691. The record is from RefSeq and is a predicted model, not a curated record. Gene Ontology annotation, cellular component: nucleus. The transcript is spliced from 2 exons. Lineage: Eukaryota; Metazoa; Chordata; Mammalia; Artiodactyla; Bovidae. Gene Ontology annotation, molecular function: RNA polymerase II transcription regulatory region sequence-specific DNA binding; DNA-binding transcription factor activity, RNA polymerase II-specific. Gene Ontology annotation, biological process: regulation of transcription by RNA polymerase II. Bases 160 to 1008 code for a protein of 282 amino acids.
CCCGGCUCAGUGAGGCGGUACUGUUCCUGACCGCGGGACGCUGGAGCUAGGGAUCAUGAACUGGGACAGAAUCAACCCAGGAUAGAAGAUUCGCUGGGGGCUGGCCUGACCCAUGGAAUAAAGGUGUCGGCCAUUUGUGUUCCUUCUCAGGGUUCAGAGAUGGGCAGUGAGAAGGAGCAGAGCCCAGAACAGCACCUGCCCGAGGAAGGGGAACGGGGUGAUAAGCCAUGGAGAGUGGACGACUCCAAGGUACGGGAUGGGGAAAAAGAGCCUGGGCAAGCAAGCCCGUCGGAGGGGCCACAAGGGCCCCGUCCAGAAGAGCCAACGCAGGAAGUCGCUGUCUCUGCUGCAGAGCCAGAGGACCUCUCUGCUCAUCGGAGGUCUGAGGUGGAUGAGAAGCCCUUUGUAUGUGUCCAGUGUGGCAAAACCUUCAACAACACCUCCAACCUGAGGACACACCAGCGCAUCCACACGGGCGAGAAGCCUUACCAGUGCUCCGAGUGUGGUAAGAGCUUCUCCAGAAGCUCCAACCGGAUCCGGCACGAGCGCAUCCACCUGGAGGAGAAGCAAUACAAGUGCCCCAACUGCGAGCAGAGCUUCCGGCGGCACGCGGACCUCACCACGCACCAGCAGGACCACCUGGGCCGGCGGCCCUUCCGCUGCGACCUCUGUGGCAAGAGCUUCGGCCAGAGCGCGGCGCUGGCCGUGCACUACCGGACCCACCUGGAGCCCGCGCCCUACAUCUGCUGCGAGUGCGGGAAGAGCUUCAGCAACAGCUCCAGCUUCGGCGUGCACCACCGCACCCACACGGGCGAGCGGCCCUAUGAGUGCUCCGAGUGCGGGCGGACCUUCAGCGACAUCUCCAACUUCGGGGCGCACCAGCGGACCCACAGGGGCGAGAAGCCCUACCGGUGCACCGCGUGCGGGAAGCACUUCUCCCGCAGCUCCAACCUCAUCCGCCACCAGAAAACACACCGGGGAGAGCAGGCCGGGAGAGAGUCCAGCUGAAGAGGCCGAGGGAGCGAGGACAGGGCAAGGGGCCCCAGCCUAGCGCAGAAGGGUCUUUAGGAGCUGCUGCUGCCCGCUUGACCUCAAGGCCUUCUCCCACUUUGGAGAAGGGUUUUCUGUUGCCUCUGAAGCCAGGAUCUCCAGGAAGUCAGAGAAGGGACUCUGAGUAAAAAUCUACAUUUUUCAGGCCCAUUUCUUGUGGUAGAGAUAGUCAGAGGACUCUCUCUUAGUUUCAUCUCCUUGAGGUGUAAGAGAAAUAGGGUAGGCUUAGUACUUGCUUAUAUCCUUAGGGUGACCUUCCCCGGCCUUUAAGGAAGUUCCUGUGCGAUAAGCAUCACCGUCUGGAGGGCCUCUAUUGUAUAUGGACUGCUUGAGCUUAGGGCGCACUGCAGGGGUGCGCCUACUGUGCCUCAGCUGGCCAGGGAGGAAGGGGCUUCCCAGGCCUGGAGAAGAGGUCUGAGGUCCUACUUUAGGAAUGAAAGGGAAACCCUCAAGGAGCCAUGAUCCAGGGACCUUCACAUUCCCUCAGGUGUGUGACUUGUCACCCCCAGCCCAGCGUGCAUCUGUUUCCCCAGGAUUAGCAGUAAAACCCUUUAAUGAAAAGGGCCUGUGUACUUACUUGGGGGCAUCAAAGAGGUGGGGAGAUGGUCGCACUGCCACCACUCUGGAAGGGAGUUGAAUUUCAAGAAAGAAUGGGCGACUGCUCUGAAAAGCGGAAGGAAGCAGCUGACUGAGGUCUGUGAGGAGGAAGGGGAGAGAGGGGGGAGGAGUAGUAGCUGAGCGUCUGCUGUGCGCCCUGGAGGCCACAGCCGCAUUCCCAUUCUUCAUCUAGUGCUGCAGCAGCCGCAGGGGCGGAUGUGGAGGAGACGAGUGAGGAGAGGCGAGAUCGCCUGCUGUGGUCACAGGAUGGGAAUGCUGGUGGAGCCGGGGUUCACGCCUGGGUCCCCCUUGUUUCUGAGCUGACGCUCUUUCACUGCAUUCACCUUGCUGGCUUCCGAGGGAGGAGCCACUCAGGGAGCUGGCCUGGGUCCAGCUGAUUUCCUAGAAGCGGGAGCUAGCGCAUGGCCUCUUGAGACAGUCCCGGACCCUUUGCUCUGUGGGACGUCAGUGCCAAGCAUGAGAACCUUUUCAACUUUAGACUGAUAGUUGAUUGACACUAUUCUGUGCCUAGGAAAUAGGAUAGUAACUUGGAAUAGGGGCUGAGGGGUGGGAGAAGAUGAACCUAGAGAGAGUCUUUGCCCUUAGUAGCAGCAGUUUAGUUCCUAAGGUUGGGACAGCUUGGUAGAGGUCAGGCCUGGCUUCCUGCCCUUCUGAAGGCUUGGCUCCAUGUGGCAAGUUUUCAGUGUUUUCUGCAUUAAAGUUUAUAGAGUUCACCCAGAUUUCCUCCAACAAAUCCAAAAGACCCCCGUCUCUGGCCACUCUGGGGUUUUGUUCUUCCAGAGUGAGGGGCCUUCUUCAUCUGUCACCAGCUGGCAGAAUGUGCCUGGCACAGCUGAUGACCUGACUACAACGGGAUCCUGCCAUCCACCCAGGAGGGGAUGUGCCUUUAUUUUUUCUAACCAUAAAAGAUGAUUUCCAAACAAUUCCCUGAUAUUUGUAGGGUCCUUUUUAGUUUACCAAGCACUUUUAUUUCAUAUACAUUUUCCUGCUCCUUGAAAAUCUUCAUACAAAGUAUUUUAAACAUACAGUCACCCAACUUGUAUGUAUAACUUGCUCCCUAAUAAUAGAAGUUGCCAGGGACUUCCUGGCUGUACAGUGGUUUAAGACUGCUUCCACUGCAGGGCUGCGGGUUUGAUCCUGGCUGGGGAACUAAAAUCUCUCAUGCCAUGUGGCCAAAAAUAAAACUUAGA